AAAAAUCUAAACCCUGAUUGCAAAAACAAGUAAUUAAGUGAAACCUUUUAGGACCGAAAGUACAUUUGGACGGCCGAAAAGCCCGACAAUGGUUAAGAUGCUAUACAUUGCGUACGAUUGCAGCAGGCUGGAUACUCUUCCUAAUCGCAACCCAAAUUACAGCACUGCCCUCCGAUAUGCCUUGCUUGCCAGCAGCCAUGCAUGGAUGGAUGGUGGAUUCCUCCCUCAUCCUCCACUCUUUCCUACAGGGCUUCAACCGUAAUUUCGAUGGCUAAAUGGGGAGAGACUAGCACCAUGUUUUUGCGCUCCAGAUCAGACCCAUUUCGUCCUUAUAUAAUGUCUCGGGGAGGUGAAGAAGAAGAAGAAGAAGAAGCAGAGAGCUGAGAGAAUGGAGGAAGAGGCGGCAGAGAAUAUAGGGAGGGCAUUUGUGGAAUUUUACUACAACCUCUUCGACAACCACCGGGCCUCGCUCUUCUCCCUGUACCAGGCCUCGUCCAUCCUGAGCUUCGAGGGCCAAAGGAUCGAAGGCGGCGCUGAAAUCUGCGCCAAACUGAAUCAGCUGCCUUUCGACGAAUGCCGCCACACCAUCAGCACCAUUGAUUCCCAGCCCUCUCCCGCCACCGGCGGCUUCAUUGUCUUCGCCAGCGGCAGCCUCCGCCUCCCCGGCGAGGAUCACCCUCUCCGAUUCAGCCAGAUGUUUCAUUUGCUUCCUGCAUCGGAGGGUAGGCUCUUUGUGCAGAAUGAGAUCUUCCGGCUCAAUUAUGGUUGAAAUGCGGUUGCUAAUUGACCAAGUACCAUCUGUCUUGCAAUUACUGUCGAUUGAUCUUAUUGCUCUCUCGUGAUAACGAAAUUAACCUCAAUUUCUUGCA
Diospyros lotus (date-plum) is the source of this 869-nucleotide messenger RNA. Its product is annotated as nuclear transport factor 2B-like. The coding region runs from base 389 to 769 and encodes 126 amino acids. Gene Ontology annotation, cellular component: nuclear pore central transport channel. Gene Ontology annotation, biological process: nucleocytoplasmic transport. The record is from RefSeq and is a predicted model, not a curated record. The transcript is spliced from 2 exons. Lineage: Eukaryota; Viridiplantae; Streptophyta; Magnoliopsida; Ericales; Ebenaceae.